UCUGGUUUCGCCGUGCUCUCCUACGACAAGAAUCUCGGCAAUACAAAUAUGACCCAAUUCUAGAAAAGGUUUUCAACGAGAUGGUAGAUUUUUGCAAGAAUGAACUUAUUUGGAAAUUUGCUGUUGAGAGGAAAGGGAAAAAAAGAGUGAACAAAUAUCAUAUUCUAUUGAGAGGUCUGAUCGUAAAAAAAAUUGUGGACCUGACUAAGCUGCAAGGAAAAAUGGAUGUUACAAAGGUAAACUUGCAAAAAGCAAUCAACAAUCGCAAUUCGGAUGAUGAAAAAAUUGACGAAUGUUUGGAGUUACAGGACGAAUUAAAAUAUGCCCACUAUGAAAAUGUCAAGAUGGCGCUGGAUUCAUUGUCGAUAUCAGAGAAUGCAGAAAAACAUCAAGAAGCAAACUUUGAAUGGCUGAAAACCCAAUCGCAAACGGCGGAUGAAACCCUAAAGGGGGUCUAUGAGUGGAUGAAUAAAUGCAAAGAUGCUAUUAAAAAAUGA
Messenger RNA from Ambispora leptoticha, 497 nucleotides. The record is from the annotation of a GenBank genome assembly. NCBI's taxonomy places the organism in Eukaryota, Fungi, Glomeromycota, Glomeromycetes, Archaeosporales, Ambisporaceae.